CAUUUAACCCUAUUUGUUUCAUUCAUUUGCAGCGUCAAAAGCAACUCUUACCAAGACCCACCCCCACCCAACCCACUCCACCAAGAUUCAUCAUUGACUCCAUAAAUCAACGCACCACCCUCUUUCCCCAAAUCACUGAUCGAUUAUGGCUUGGGGUAGCUUAGGUGCUCUGCUCCUCAUAUUAUCAGCAGCAGCCUUUACAUCAACAGUCACUGCAAAUUCCGAAGGCGACGCGCUUUACGCGCUUCGCCGGAGCUUGAACGAUCCUGAUAACGUUCUUCAGAGCUGGGAUCCCAAUCUUGUUAACCCCUGCACCUGGUUUCACAUUACUUGUGAUCAAGAUAAUCGUGUUACUCGCCUGGAUCUUGGAAACUCUAAAUUGUCUGGCCAUCUUGUACCUGAACUAGGAAAACUCGAACGCCUACAAUAUCUGGAGCUUUACAAAAAUUCCAUUCAAGGUACAAUUCCUGCUGAGAUCGGUAACUUGAAGAGCCUCAUAAGCUUGGAUCUCUACAACAACAAUAUUACGGGAAAUAUUCCACCUACACUCGGGAAUUUGAAGUCUCUAGUGUUCUUGCGUCUUAAUGACAAUAAUUUAACUGGAAGAAUUCCAAGGGAACUCAUUGGUGUUUCGAGCUUGAAAGUUGUAGAUGUUUCGAAUAAUAACCUAUGUGGCACGAUUCCGACCACUGGCCCGUUUGAACACAUCCCUUUGAGCAACUUUGAGAACAAUCCUCGUUUGGAAGGGCCUGAGUUGCUGGGGCUAGUAAGUUACGAUACAAACUGCUCGUAAAAGUGUUGUUUCUAGUUGCCUUGUAUGUCAAGUUUGCCGCUUUUAUAAACCCGCUUUAAGUUGUGAAAACGUAUAACAUCUGGAUAGCUUAUGAUAUCGUCUGUAAUAUCGUUAUGUUGCGUUAAGUGUAUGUUGUCUUGAAAAAAUGUAAUGUUUGGUGGUAAACAAUGGAAUUAUCAGUGGUGCUCACAGUCUAA
Messenger RNA from Helianthus annuus (common sunflower), 990 nucleotides. Its product is annotated as leucine-rich repeat protein 1. Lineage: Eukaryota; Viridiplantae; Streptophyta; Magnoliopsida; Asterales; Asteraceae. The transcript is spliced from 6 exons. Gene Ontology annotation, molecular function: protein binding. The coding region runs from base 146 to 793 and encodes 215 amino acids. The record is from RefSeq and is a predicted model, not a curated record.